Messenger RNA from Anopheles funestus (African malaria mosquito), 7886 nucleotides. RefSeq names its product G protein alpha o subunit (gene Galphao). Gene Ontology annotation, biological process: adenylate cyclase-modulating G protein-coupled receptor signaling pathway. Bases 660 to 1724 code for a protein of 354 amino acids. NCBI's taxonomy places the organism in Eukaryota, Metazoa, Arthropoda, Insecta, Diptera, Culicidae. Gene Ontology annotation, cellular component: heterotrimeric G-protein complex. Gene Ontology annotation, molecular function: G-protein beta/gamma-subunit complex binding; GTP binding; G protein-coupled receptor binding. The record is from RefSeq and is a predicted model, not a curated record. The transcript is spliced from 9 exons.
ACUCAUCUCGCUCUCGGGGUUUUGGGUGCGCUUGUUUUCAGUGGGAUAACGCACACUUGGUGAUUGUUGGCGAUCUGUGCCGUGCCCCAAAAGUCCCCAGUGUGGUUGAUGAGCGCAGGAACGAAUGGUACCAAUUUUCUCAACCAGCAGCUCCUCUGGGUGGUGGUUCGACGAAAAUUGUAGCUCAUAACAAAACACGGCGCCGGUUAAAGUGAAGCGAACAGAUCGACACGUGCGCGGUGUGUGCGAUCGUAGGAAAGUGUUCACUGGCAGAACUCUCACGGUUUUGGGGGCCCCGGCGUGCCUAGCAUAUAAGUCCUUCGGUGUAGCAGUUACAGUGUCGCCACAGCACGGGUGUUGGGUGGUGCCUCGUGACAUAUUUAGUGUAGCUCCGGGUGUGGUUAAAUAAUAAUAAAAAAAAUAUAUCUACACGACGCAACAAUCCCGUCGCAACUUAAGCCGGCAAUUUAAGCGAUCGAAAGUAACGUGUGUACGUGUGCUCGAGCGAGCGUUUAGAGCGUUUAGUGCCAGCCUGCGGUACAACCGGGCGGUAUACAUAAGUUUCCAAAUUUCAAAGCUGUGAUUUUCGUUUGGCCAAACCCUUUUGGCCGAACCGACAACAAACCUUCAAAACGUUCUGCACGGAAGCGAUACGCAUUAUGGGGUGCGCACAGUCGGCUGAGGAACGGGCUGCCGCCGCUAGGAGCCGCCUGAUCGAGCGUAAUCUCAAGGAGGACGGUAUCCAGGCGGCCAAGGACAUCAAACUGUUACUGCUCGGCGCUGGUGAAUCGGGAAAAAGUACAAUCGUUAAACAGAUGAAAAUUAUUCACGAAAGUGGCUUUACGUCAGAGGAUUUCAAACAGUACAGGCCAGUAGUGUACAGCAACACGAUACAAUCACUAGUUGCAAUACUGCGAGCGAUGCCAAACCUUAGCAUUGCGUUCGGGAAUAACGAACGAGAGUGUGACGCAAAGAUGGUGUUCGACGUAGUACAGCGGAUGCACGACACAGAACCAUUCUCGGAGGAUCUGCUAUUAGCGAUGAAAAGACUGUGGUCGGAUUCUGGCGUGCAGGAGUGCUUCUGCCGCAGCAACGAGUAUCAGCUGAACGAUUCCGCAAAAUAUUUCCUGGACGACCUUGACCGAUUGGGCGCCAAGGACUAUCAGCCGACGGAGCAGGAUAUCCUACGGACACGUGUCAAAACCACCGGUAUCGUUGAGGUGCACUUUUCCUUCAAGAACUUAAACUUCAAGCUGUUCGAUGUCGGUGGUCAGCGAUCGGAGCGAAAGAAGUGGAUCCACUGCUUCGAGGAUGUCACCGCCAUCAUCUUUUGCGUGGCCAUGUCGGAGUACGACCAGGUGUUACAUGAAGAUGAAACCACGAACCGUAUGCAAGAGUCGCUGAAGCUGUUCGACUCAAUCUGCAACAACAAAUGGUUCACCGAUACCUCAAUCAUUCUAUUUCUGAACAAGAAGGAUUUGUUCGAGGAGAAAAUCCGGAAAAGUCCGUUGACAAUCUGCUUCCCGGAGUACACGGGUGGACAGGAGUACGGUGAAGCGGCAGCUUACAUUCAGGCACAGUUCGAGGCUAAAAAUAAGUCCACAUCAAAGGAAAUCUAUUGCCACAUGACAUGUGCAACGGACACCAACAACAUCCAGUUUGUGUUCGACGCCGUCACCGACGUUAUCAUAGCGAACAACCUGCGCGGCUGCGGUCUGUACUAAACACGGUGAACGCGUUGUCCCCGAAAAUGGGAACCGCCCAUUUAUAUGCGGGGAACCCCAUACACUAUUAAUGGAUGCGAUGUACAUCGAAACGGUCGGUGAAAGAUUGGGUUUUUGCGCGAAAGGAAGCUGGGUGAAGCGGAGAUUGGCCACGGCACAUGUACGUACCGUGCUAUCCAUCCCUCCCAUCUCACCCAGGUCCAGGACUUCCGGCCGCCACGGAAGGCCGCGUAUUGUUGUAGCAGAGAAUUUGCGUUUUUUUUUUCAAAUAUUUUGUUUCGUUUCUAUUCAUUUCACAAUGGAGAUUAACAUCUAGCCGCGCUAGGAGAAAAUUCGUCGUGUUGCUUUUCGAGCGCUCUAUCCGAUGAGCUCUAAACUACAUUUAUGGAUCAUCCGGUGUCAUAUCGAUCCUGCCGGAACACUCUGGAAGUGUUUUUGGAAGGGAACAACAAAAAGAGACAGAAGGAGAACAAACGCGACAUGUUUAGCCACUAGUUUUUGGGGACGCGGAUCGUUAAUCAUUUAAACACUGACAAAAGAUCGGUAUAUGACAUACAAUAGCACUAAAGGAAACAAAACAAAACAAACAAACAAAAAAAUAAUUACAGCAGGGAGAGUGGCAAUAGGAGGUUUACAAUGUGUUCAAAAACCGUGGUAGUAUCGUACUUUUCACAGGGCGAGUACAUGCAACACUCUCGAUCGCGUUUACUUUGCAACCGUGUCUACGGAUCGAGAAUGACAGAUGUGACAGGAGUAGUAGUGUACUCUACCUAAUCCCCAUACGGACAAACAUAGAGACAUGCAAAAACAAACACAGAUUAGUGUAUCGAACAACUGUUCUUGAUCAUUUGAGCCAGAUGAACGGGACAUAGUUGGUUUAUUAAAAAAAAAAAAGAAGGAUAGUGAAUUAAAUCACGUCGUAGCGUAAGUACGUUAUCUAUUGUGCGCUAUUCGAAGUCGUCUUUACUGUUGCCAUCAUGACGAAGUGGGAAAUAAGAGGGUGCGUACAGUUGAAACAUACCGUUCAGCAACUAAUCGAUCGUUAUCGUAUCUCGUGUGCAGUAAUAGGUAAAGUUUUGCUAGCAAGGCGCAUCCUCGCCAUUAACGUCACCUGCAUAGUCUCGGGGCAGCCACUGUUGUACAAAUGCAGCAUUUCUUUGCGUUCUAUUCCCUUACCAUAUAGCACAAUAAUUGCCGCUUACAGUACGAGAUCCGCACAAUCAUGCCACGCCGCAUCAACAGAACUAGAUAUUUAAAUACGGGGAAAUAGUACGAAUGCUAGCUUUUUGCAUCAGUGAAUCGUUCAGCCAAUUUACGCACAUCCAACGAAGGAUGGAAUGUAACGCACAACUCAGCGCUUAUUUUUUUUUUUAAUUAUAUUUUCUACAUGUAUUAAGAAAAGGGGGAUAUGUUUUGAGGUGAAACAGUAACACUACGACCUGAACUAAGAGAGAUAAGAGCAUGAAAUUAGCGAGUAUGCACACAUCCAUUAUAUAUUUUUCUGUUAUGUUUUGUUUUUGGCUGUUGAGGAUGGUGAGAACGAGGACGGGAAACAUAUUUAUUAUUAUUGCUAUUGAAUUAAUAUUACUAUAAUUAUUCUUACUGUGUACGUUAUUAGCCAGUGGUGUAACUGUUUGGUACGAUCCGCUGCCAUACGUGUGUCGCAGGUUUGUGCUGCAGUCAGCAGCAGCACAGCCCCGCAGACAAAGUGUUUGGCUAAACAGCACAUUCAAAGAGUAACAAAUCACGCACCGGUCAACAGGUUAAUACUAAUGGACCUAAUGUUUUUGGGACGAUCGGUUAAACGAUAAACGCACAAAUGUAACAUGUAAUCGAAUCCAUACGCUCAGUUACAAGCUUGGAUCAGUUAUCGUUAAGGCAAACCGAAAAAAAGGUGUAGAAUCAGCAAACGCAUAUAUUUAUUUUCCGUUAGUGAUGGGCCGAGGCCACAUGGGCGAGAGUGGCAAAUCUAUCGCAAGCAAGCAAGCAAGCAAACGAGAACGAAGUAAUGCGGGUUACAAACUCUAUUCAGUUUUAUCUACAUUCCUUAACGUGGGUAUUUCUUAAUGAUUAUUUGCUACUAUUUUCUCCCUAUCCUCUUGUGGUGUUGCCCCUUUCGAGAAUGGGUGAGUGUUGUGUUUAGCUACCGGAGUAUUUUCCCACAAACGCCAAUGAUAAACGCUGUAGCACGAACCUGUACAAUCUGUAAGAGAUUUUCUUCUUUCGUUCGUACUAGCAAACGAAGUGUACCGGAUGUUUAGUUUUCUUGUUUUUUUUUCUGUAUAGAUCAAUCAUUAGAGAACCAUCAGCACAACGUUCCCGCUAGUGGGAUUAAAAAAAGAAAAAAAAAACACACAAAAAACGUUAGCCGUCGUACUCGUGCUCUUUCUUCUGCCUUCGCAGCUUUGUGCCAACGAAACGAAGAUCGAUGUUUUUCUCUGUCUUUGCUACAUUUAAGGAGGUUUUCCGUUUUUCUCUGUGGUUGUGAAGAUCAGGCAGAAAUAGGAUGAAGGAUGCCAGGAACAAGCGCGUACACCUUUUUCAUUCAUCUACUUAUCUACGCUGACAGCAUCCCUGUACACGUUCGACCAGGGUGUUCGACAAUCCGACGGUAUCAGAUUUAUGUAUUUUUAUCAACAUACGUUUACCGAUAAUAAUCCAAUUAACAAUCUUUAGUAUAGUACAAAUCUAUUUCGCUAGCGCGCCUCUCUUCGUUUUGUUUCUGUUUACGUAAUUCGCACAAUAAUAACAAAUCAAGGAUAUACGGUAGCGUAAUAGUUGCUAUCCGAUGGUAUUCGAUGAAAGAUGAUCACGCAACCCACAGCACACAAUUACCGCAGGCUUGUACAGUUAAGAAGAUCUACUACAUUCACAACACGCCCUUGUCCGUUAUACUUUAAAUGUUGGCUUACCGGCAUAGUUCUAGUCCUAAUCAAGCAAGGAAUCGGCUGGGCGCAUAAAAUUGGCAAAUUUCUGAUUGAUAAAAUCAAAACUAUGAAUGCAAAGCAUAAUGUAGACGUUUUGCAGCAGCUUUACCGGCAAACCGUGCACAAACUGACCAAACAAAACAAUGAAAAAUCCAAAGAACCUUCAACCAGACACAAGGACGCAUUGCGGAAUACCAGUUGGAACCACUGAACAAAUUCUCGCCGGUUCAAAGAUACAAAAACACUACCAAAAAUUGGUGACACUGUGUAGCGCAGAGAAGAAGUAGAAGUACUGCAGCGUGAAUGUGAAAGAAUGAUUCUACUUCUAUUUUUGAUAUAAAUAAUUUUUAGUAUUUUUUCUACUCCUAUUAAAACCAAAUGAGCAUGCUACAAAAAAAAUAAAUAAACUAAAAAGGCAACCCAACGCACACGACGAAAGCGUUUUUGGGGGAUGGAGCACACAUAAAGUUGGUAACGCAACAAACAAAAUGGCCACACUUGCAUGUCACCGAAACUAAACACAUACACCAGAAAACAGGCGAUUCGUUUUACCACACAAUAGCAUAAAUAUAAUAUUAUGUACUAAGAAAUAUUUGCAAAAAGCAAAUGUACGUACGCAUGGGGAAAGUGUGCUUUUCUUUCGACUCUACUUUCAUAAUCUGACUAGCUACACUUUUGCGCACUUGUUACCUUACCUUGCUAGCAGGAAAUUUGUGUAACAAACUGUUCAACUAUUUUGGCAUCUUCAAAAGUAUGAUCAAAAAACAAAUCCAAAAAAAACAAACAAACAAAAAAAUCUGGAUAACUAACAAUUUCAUCCAAACCAUUCUCUUUUCCUUCCUUUUCCCCCCCUUGAAUGCAAUAUUGCAAUCUUGAAAAAAAAGUAUCAACGUGCUACAAUCAAACACAGAAAAUGGCUGCAACAACUCCAUAGGAGAAAAUAGCAGAGAAUAGAAAUAGAUAAAAACAAACAAAAAACAUAAUGUGUAAACCGAACCUGCGCUAUGUUUCUUUCAUGGCAAGAUAGCAAGGAAAUACUGGAAGAAAAUUAUCAGGUGGAGCACAAAAAUGGCGACCAGAGUGGAAAGGAACAGAAGUACUACCGCGUACAAGAAGUAAACUUAUAUCCGCUUUAGAAUACAAGAAUAAGUAUCUUUUUUGAGAAAUGAGUAAAACAAGCGAAAAAAGGGACACAUUCACAAAAGGAAAACAAAUAAUCUAAACCAAUACUAUAAUAUUUGACGAUAAAAAAAAGAAGAAAAAUGAAACCCUAGAGAACGAAACAAACUCACACUGUGGCAUAAAGAGUUGAGGUUGAAGCAGGAUCAAGGAAAGAAUGGAAACUAUUAGUAGGAACAAAUGAAAUUGGUAAGCAUGCAAAGUUAAUAAGAAAGUAACAGAAAAACUACCAAAAACUAAAAAAAAAACACUCACACACAAAUACGACAAAAAAAACCAACAAAGAAUAAACCUAAAACAAAACUAGAUUAGAUUGUUACGUGCGGAGAAACUGGAACAGAAGAAAAUAAGAAAGCAGCAGAUGCUUUGCAGUGGAAGAAAUGAUAAAGUAGCAUCAAUAGUGUAUACACGAUUCUCAUGAAAACCAGCAAAAUCAAUAAGCAGCUGCAGCAUACAAAUCCCGAACGCUCUUAGUUAUAACAUUUAACAUCACCAUAGAUUGAAAACUAAUCACAUCAUGAAAAGGCUAUGGCGAAGAAGUGAUGAACAUGGCGCCGGGCAUGCAGCAUGUUUUCUGUUCUGAAGGCAAUUCGUUCGACACAUGCAAAAGUAGUGUCGGAUCGUAACGCGUUCGUUUUGCGCUACCACCAAAAACUCCAAUAAGUAGCGAACACAGUUCUAGCAUUGUGCAGUAUCGUUCAGAAUGUAUUGCUUACUAAAUAAUAGAUUCAUUCAGAGUUGCAAACUAAAAUUUCCCUCAAAAAAAGUCCACAUCCCGGCUGUCGGGAAUCGGGUCCCCAACCUUAAAUAGACAAACAUAUACAAUACGUUUGUCCUCCUCGUGGACAAACGAGAACGUUCCAUUUGUCAUCAUUUUCGCUUGUGAUUGCGCUUAUAAUCAUCAUCAUCAUCAUCAUUCGGCUUCUCCUGCACACCUUAUCGACUCAUUCACACAAACAUACACACGAACACAAACCUAUCCACACAAAGAGUGGCGAAUUAUUUGAUUACUAAGAGUUAAAAUCAGAAAACAUCCAGGUGAAAGUAUAUGGCACCAUUAAUGCUUACCACCAACCAACGGGAAAGAGUUGCUGAAAGGUUCAAAAAGUUCUAAACAGUGUGCAACUUACAGGUUUGGCAUUGAUUUGGUAAAAAAAAGAGAAAGAAAAAUGCCGCAUGCAAUUGGUAAAAAGGAUGGGAAAAAAACACCUAAUCUCCAAAUGCAUCACAAAAUAUAACGGUAGAAAAUCUGGAAAACCAAGGAAUGAUAAACUCGAUUGUAGCUAUAUAGCAAGAGGAAACAAAACAUGAAAAUCCAAGAAAGUAUAUAUAAAUAACAAAACUAUUAGAAACUGUAAAAUGAACAAAAGGAAACAAAAGUUAGAGAGAAAGAAAACAGAAACAUGCAAAACGAGCAAACGUUAAAUAAAGUAACAAACUUAAGGCUAGAAGCAUUGAAGCAUGUGCGUGCGCGCGAAGUUAAUAGUAAAGCAGAAGCAAAAGAGCAAGGCCAUAAGGAGCGCCCAUCUGUACCCAUCGGUACCAACCUGCUUCCAGUGAACGGAACAUAAGUUUGCUUAACAUCAUCCCCAAGCUUGUGUGUGAAGCGUAUAUAAACAUGGUUGAAAAAAGGGGCGCACAGGAACGCAGAAUGGCCGGUAAUGGCUCUACUAGUAACUAGUGAAAAUACUAUUGCUGGGAAACAAGGAAAAGAAGCAGUAAAAACCCAAGGAUAAUACUACUUUGCGGCACAUAUAACAACCAAAUCACAAACUCUUUCUCUGGUGGCAUACACAAACGUACAUCACAUUAUAAAGGCGGUAGGCUGGUAAUACACAUUCAUUAAAAAAGAAACACACAGAAGUAAAGUGGCAGGACGGUGUGAGAAAUGUGAAGAGGAAGAAGAAAAAAAACCACACACACACACACAAAAGGACAAAAAGGAACAAACAAAAAGGUAAACCAAACAUAUAUUUAACUUAAUGUGUAUGUAAUUUUAUGUGUGAUGUAAAAAUCGGAGAAAUAAAUGCGUUUUAGCCACUAAAGUCAUAAGAAA